This is a messenger RNA of Esox lucius (northern pike), 2661 nucleotides long. It is a transcript of the gene tbc1d19, whose product is annotated as TBC1 domain family, member 19. The record is from RefSeq and is a predicted model, not a curated record. Lineage: Eukaryota; Metazoa; Chordata; Actinopteri; Esociformes; Esocidae. The coding region runs from base 112 to 1692 and encodes 526 amino acids. The transcript has 21 exons.
GAAUAGUCCGUAGUUGCUAAGUAACCACUGCAGAGACUGCAUCACUGGAUGCCCAAUGGAUUCUGAAAAUCUAAUUGCACUAUCGUAGUUACACCAAAACGAGGUUUGAAAAUGAUGGAUGAGGGUACGGAGUUAUCACUGACAAUUGCGCAAAUUGUCCAGCGACUGAAAGGAACUAAUUUGCACUCUCAAAUAGAGAGACAGGCCAAAGAGUGUUUGCAUAGACCCGAGAUAAAAUUAGAAUCUCUUAAAGAUGAUGUUCGACAUUUUCUCAAAGCUUCAGGUUGGGAGAAAAAACUUCAGAAUGCGGUGUACAGAGAGUUACACGUUCAACCGCCCCCCUGCCAUCCUGCAACUCCCCCAGAACACACCAAGGAGCCGCUGGCUUACAUGCGGAAGGCCCAGGCAAGCUGGGAAAAGCGGAUCCUUAAGAGCCUGAACAGCAUGUGCACGGAGUUGGGUGUGCCUCUGGCUCGAAAGAGACCAGCGAUAGAGCAGAAGGAGUUGACCAACAAGUGGAACGAGAUGGGAACUGACGAACCAGAUCUAAGUCGUUUCAGACCUGUAUAUGCUCCUAAAGACUUUCUAGAGGUGCUGAUUAGCCUGCGGAACCCGAACCACGACAGCAGUGAGGAGGCUAGUUCGAAGAGUUACUGGGGUCUCGUCCAGGUUCCACUCCAAGUCAGAGACAUACCUCAGAUGAGAGAAGCCUAUUCGGAGCUGUGCCUGACCUCGGGGCAGCUAGGGAUUGAUGAUCUGACACACGUUCCCCCAGAUUUGUUUGAAAGUGAGCAUAUUCGUAUUGGAAAGAAAGUGUUAAGUGAGCAGGACAGUGCGGCUGCCCAGCAGUACAGCAGACAAGGCUGUCCCACUGGCCUACGAGCCGACCUCUGGUCUCUCAUCCUCAACUCCACCAACUCGCCUGAGGAUGUCCUGCAUUAUAACCAGCUGAAGGCUGGGGUCAUCCACCAUGAUCUGCUGGUGGACAAGCUCAUCUAUAAGGACGUGAAACUGACUGCUAGCAAUGAUGACUACUACUUUGUAUUUGAGGACUAUCUGUAUCAGGUGUUGCUGUGUUUCUCUCGAGACACUGCGGUCUUGGAUCACUUCAGCUACAACAGUGCCACUCCCCCUAAAUCCUACAUUCAAGGCCGGGUGGGGGAGGAGGAGUUUGCUGUGGUGUACCCUCCGAACGGUGUCAUCCCGUUCCACGGUUUCUCGAUGUACGUGGCUCCUCUGUGCUUCCUGUACAACGAGCCAUCCAAGCUGUACGCGGUGUUCCGGGAGAUGUACGUCCGCUACUUCUUCCGGCUGCACUCAAUCUCCUCAUCUGCCUCCGGAAUAGUGUCACUGUGCCUUCAGUUUGAGAGGCUGCUACAGACCCAUCUCCCCCAACUCUUCUAUCAUCUCAGAGAAAUAGGAGCGCAGCCGUUGCGUGUUGCCUUCAAGUGGAUGGUGAGGGCGUUCUCCGGCUACCUCUCCACUGACCAGCUCCUUCUGCUGUGGGACCGUGUCCUGGGCUACGAUUCGCUGGAGAUCGUCGCAGUACUGGCGGCGGCAGUCUUUGCCUUCCGGGCGGAGAACCUGAUGGAGGUGACGUCGCUGGCCUCAGCUGAGGCCGUCCUCGCUGACCUUUCGACCCUGAAGGUCAUGCCCCUCAUCCAGAUCUUUCUGUUCGCCACUGUCAUCUGAGGACCUCUGUGGGGGUUUUUUGCGCACCGGAGGAGAUGUGAAAAAUUGCCUUGGCCACCAAGCUGUUUCCAUGCCAACGUCAGCGAUCAUCUGUCAGUCAGAGAUGCCGACGAGACUGUGAAAAAAGGGAGCCUUUUCGAGGCCUAAAACCUUGUAUAUUCAUGCCGCCAUACUCCACUGGGUCAAAGCCUCAGGUUACUUUGCAUGCACUCACAGAAAUACGUAUCACCAUGUGUCACAUUAUUAGAAAUGUAGGUUAUAGCCCUCAGAUAAGAUAAGCAAACCCAUGUACAGGAGGCUGGGCCAACUAAGAUGACACACACCCCAAUGCUUGGUAUCCAGAGAUGAGUUGCAUGAAACAGUAUUGUGUUGGGUGUUUAUUAUUUUUUUAUGGGGGGGGGGGGCAGUGCAAAGGGUGAUCCGUGACGAUAUCUAAAGUAUGAAGUGUUUCAAUCUGGUCUUAAAAUGAAUGUUUUAAUAAAGCACUCCUUGCAGUAAUCAUCCUAUGUAAGGAGCAGAUCUGAAGCUGCUGUGUGCGUUUUCCUCACAACAAUUAACUCAGUUAAUUAAUAACUCUUAGUGUUAAUUUAUCAUACUAAUUUUAGUUUAUAACAUGCAAUAUAUAAUAGUAAGAUAUGAUGUCAUAAUAUAUGCAUUGCUACACCGUAAACACUUAUCUCAGUAGUAGAUACAGUACAUAUUUUUAAUUUUGAUGGAUUUAUUGAAUUACUGCAUUACUGUACUAUUUGUAUUUGUCUUGUCUUAAUGUUGAUCCCUUUACCCAUUUUGUUAAAAAAAAAGUGAAUUGUCAAAUGUAUCGUCCUAGAUUGUUAUAUUAUUUAAGUUCAUUUUCACUUUUCUUUCAAUGUCAAUUACUUGAUUAAAGGGACAUUCAUCAGUCAUAACAUAGCAUGGCUUAAGUUGAUUUUCCAAUGCUUAUUAAAUGAAAAUCCUGUAUGGCAACCUAUA